Paralichthys olivaceus (Japanese flounder) is the source of this 1164-nucleotide messenger RNA. The record is from RefSeq and is a predicted model, not a curated record. NCBI's taxonomy places the organism in Eukaryota, Metazoa, Chordata, Actinopteri, Pleuronectiformes, Paralichthyidae.
CAGAGGAGCGCGAGCAGAGGAGGAUUGCAGCAGUUUGUCUCCAAAACAGCAACACAAGCCCGGACGCAAUGCAGACCGAUGAGAAGGUGUUUGACGGCGGUCUGAUGCCCGACGCCAAUGGAAAAGAUCCAAACAUGAGCGGACAGACAGAGGGCUCCAAGUGGCAGAAGCCACGGCUCACGCGUAAAUCUCUGAUGAAGUGUUGUCUCGUCAAGUGGAUCAUCGCCAGCACGACACAACAGGGCCCAGAUGGUGAGCCUUUUGAGUUAUAUGCAGCCAUUUUAAUUCUUUGCCUCCCAUCCAUAUGAUUUUACUGCAUUCGACUCCCACCUUGCCUGUUUCCCUCUUUUUCUUUCUUUCUUUCUUGUCUUACCUAUGUUUCCUCCUUCUUUUCUUCCUUCCCCUCCUGUAUUGCACCUCCCUCGAUUUCUCUGUUUCCCUCUGACAGACAGCAACGACGGUGACCUUGAGCUCUCCAUGGUGCGUCACCAACCCGAGGGUCUUGAUCAGCUGCAAGCCCAGACUCAGUUCACCAGGAAGGAGCUGCAGUCACUUUACAGAGGAUUCAAAAAUGAGUGUCCCAGCGGACUCGUGGAUGAAGAAACAUUCAAGACCAUUUAUUCACAGUUCUUCCCUCAAGGAGAUGCGACGACAUAUGCACAUUUCUUGUUCAACGCUUUUGACAUGGACAGAAGCGGCUCCAUCCGCUUUGAAGACUUUGUGAUAGGAUUGUCUGUGUUGCUUAGAGGCUCCGUUACAGAAAAACUGCGAUGGGCGUUUAAUCUAUACGACAUCAAUAAGGACGGCUACGUCACCAAGGAGGAAAUGUUGGCAAUAAUGACAUCGAUUUAUGACAUGAUGGGCAGGUAUACUUUACCCAGUGUACGAGACGAUUCCCCUUUUGAGCACGUGGAGAAAUUCUUCCAUAAAAUGGAUCGUAACAGAGACGGGGUGGUGACAAUAGAUGAAUUCAUAGACACCUGCCAAAAGGAUGAAAGUAUAAUGGCUUCAAUGCAGCUCUUUGAAAACGUCAUCUAGUGUCUUUGGGCAGACAUGAGUCAGUAAUGCUGCAAAGUGCUUCCAGCUUCAAGCCUCUGGGUCUGAAAUAAAUUCAUAAAUCAAUUAAUCCUGAAACAGCCAAACACUCUUACUUCUCCAGACAAA